This is a messenger RNA of Durio zibethinus, 1889 nucleotides long. RefSeq names its product endo-1,3;1,4-beta-D-glucanase-like. Gene Ontology annotation, molecular function: hydrolase activity. The record is from RefSeq and is a predicted model, not a curated record. Lineage: Eukaryota; Viridiplantae; Streptophyta; Magnoliopsida; Malvales; Malvaceae.
GAUACCUUCACUUUCCUAAUCAAACGCCUCCAAAUAUGGUGACGCCACAGAUGAUGUACGAAUCUUGUUUUGAGCGUUCACUAUGAUUUUCCUAAUUCCCUAAAACAGAAAGUAAAAUGUUUCCAAAUUGAUUUAUGCUUCCUUUAUCGUCACACUACCAUCUUAUAAAAAAAGUGACGCACAUUUUUGCCCUUUUCAUUUCUAGUUAGUGUUUUUGUUUGAUCAAACAAAAAGGGUAAAGUUUACUUAGAAAGAAGGGAGAAUGUCAGGUUCUCAGUGCUGCUCAAACCCACCAACAUUGAAUCCUCGAAGUGGAGUUGGUCAUGUUGAGGAGCUUGCUGGGUUCAUGACUUAUGUCACUGGAUCUUUUGACUCCAAACUUGCUGUUCUUCUUGUCUCUGAUGUUUUUGGAUAUGAGGCACCAAACCUAAGAAAACUUGCAGACAAGGUUGCAGCUGCUGGGUUCUACGUGGUGGCUCCUGACUUCUUAUAUGGAGAUCCCUAUGUCCCCAAGAGAUCUGGUAGACCUUUAGGUGUUUGGCUAAGGGACCAUGGAGUGGAUAAAGGUUUGGAGGAUGCAAAGCUAGUAAUUAAUGCUUUGAAAAGUAAAGGGGUUGCAGCAAUUGGAGCUGCUGGCUUCUGUUGGGGUGCUAAAGUUGUGGUUGGACUGGCAAAGGAUGCUCUUAUCCAAGCAGCUGUGAUGUUACAUCCUACAUUUGUGACUGUGGAUGAUGUCAAGAGUGUGAAGGUUCCCAUUGCGAUACUGGGAGCUGAGAUUGACCAAAGAUCUCCCCCAGAACUUGUGAAACAGUUUGAUAAGAUCUUAAGUGCUAAACCUGAGGUUGAUAGCUUUGUGAAGAUAUUUCCUAAAUGUGCUCAUGGAUGGACCGUCAGGUACAAUGUUGAUGAUGCAGCAGCUGUGUCGCGUGCAGAUGAAGCGCAUCAAAAUAUGCUGGAGUGGUUCACCAAGUAUGUUAGGGCUUUGCCGCGGACAUUACAGCAUGCAAGUUGUUUAUAAUUGGACCAUGUGGAAUCCUCAUCUGCAAGAAUGACAGAACAUUCUACGCUGUUGAAUCGGUAAAAGGGAAAGAGUGGGAAUCAUGUUAUGUCUUGAUCUCUGAUCUCAUCUUUCUUAUCCAUUACAAAUUCUAAGAACCACCGAGGGAAUUCAUAUUUCGAAAUAAUGUUGGGAUUAUACAGUGAGGGUUCCGAACUUUUGAAAUGUCUACUAUAAAGCAAAAGUUAUUUAUAUUACUUGAAAUUCAUGAAUGUGAUGUAGAUAUCGAGCCCAUUUUUUCCUCCUACACAAAUGAUUGAAGGAAAAAAAGAGGUGAAUUGGACCAUUCAGAGUCAAGAAACUCACCAGGGUUAUACCCGACGGCUUCAACAGACUCGUCUCAUGGCUGUAAGUAAAUAGUUAUGAACAGGAUUUUGUUUGGAAUGAAAGCUUGGUGUCUAUACUAAAUUAUUCCAAUUAUGCAUUUUGUUGAAUAACCUUAUUUUCCAUCUUUUAUUGACUGCAAUCCAACCCAACUCUUGUGAUCUAUUAGUUUUAUGAUAUAUAUGCUUGUCAUUUUUUAACUUUUUUUUUUAUUUUUAUUCUGUAAUACGAUUGACAUUAACUUUUACAUCUAAUCCGCUCUUCAUAUCUUUAAAGGUGCAUUCUCACAAAAGAUUUUAAAAGCAUACUUCCUAUAUCAAUAUGGUUGCAUUCAUAAUUUAUUUAUAAAAUCUUCCUAUUAAAAUCGAACUGUUUAAUAAGAAAAUAUAGAACUCCUUUAAAUUUUACCGUAAGAUUAACUCUUGUGAUUCGUGAGUAUUUUGUUUCGGAUGUUGUACAUAAAUAAAGAUAUGUAUUAAUAUAUUUUUAUUAUUAUUAUUUAAGCAAC